AUGAAAAGUGCUAUUGAAAUGAAAGCAAUGCAUACUAGAAUGUUAUCUCCAUCUUUUUAUGUUCUUCCGCUUGGCACUAGUGGUGGUCUUGAAGAAGACAAUCUUUCAUCAUAUCUACUUGCAUCAAUAAAUGAUUACAUUCCAUCAUCAACGUAUAUAGCUCUCGAUUGUGGUACCAUACGUCAUGGAAUCGAGAUGGCGAUCGAACAUAAAUCAUUACCAGAAGAUACAGAUAUCGAUGUAUUCAUUCGAAAUCAAAUAAAAGCUUAUUUAAUAUCACAUGGUCAUCUUGAUCAUGUUUCAGGAUUUCUACUCAAUAAUCCAAAUGAUAAAGCAGAAAAAGUAAUCGUUGGACUCAAUGAAACAAUUCAAAUCAUUCAAGAUCAUUAUUAUAAUAACAAAGCAUGGAUUAAUUUUGGUCCAACAGGUCUAAAAACAUACAAUUAUCAAAUACUUGAUCCUUUCUCAUCUACUUCGGUUCCGAUACCGGGUACGGAUUUCGAUGUACGCAUUUUUCGUCUUUGUCAUAUUUGUCCGUUUCUCAGUUCAGCUUUCUUAAUUUCUCGUCGCACCUAUUCUUCAGAAGCCGUGCUCUAUCUAGGUGAUACGGGUCCUGAUGAUGUCGAGAAAAUGACAUUGCCCAAUAACAGAACGUAUUCACCUGGUUAUCUUAAACAAUUAUGGCAAGCGAUAACUCCAUUGAUCGCUGAACGCAAGCUCAAGGCUAUUUUCAUUGAAGUUUCAUAUCCAAAUGGACGUUCAAGUAAUCAAUUGUUCGGACAUUUGACACCAGAAUGGCUUUUGAAAGAACUUAACGUAUUGAGAAGAUAUCACAAGAUCAACAACGUCAAAAUCAUCAUUACACAUAUUAAACCAGAGAAAAAUGCAAGAAACACGAUUAUCAAAGAACUGAACAGUGCUACUAGUCUUGGUUUUAAUUUUGUUUUUCCAACACAAGGUAGAGGUAUUUGGUUGUAA
Messenger RNA from Rotaria sp. Silwood1, 978 nucleotides. The record is from the annotation of a GenBank genome assembly. Lineage: Eukaryota; Metazoa; Rotifera; Eurotatoria; Philodinida; Philodinidae.